This is a messenger RNA of Rhagoletis pomonella (apple maggot), 2613 nucleotides long. Its product is annotated as neuropeptide SIFamide receptor-like. The transcript has 4 exons. The record is from RefSeq and is a predicted model, not a curated record. The annotation marks the transcript as partial. Gene Ontology annotation, molecular function: neuropeptide Y receptor activity. Gene Ontology annotation, biological process: G protein-coupled receptor signaling pathway. Lineage: Eukaryota; Metazoa; Arthropoda; Insecta; Diptera; Tephritidae. Gene Ontology annotation, cellular component: membrane.
ACAGCAAACAAAACUUGAACUGAACCCAAAGGUGCAGAAAUACUGAAAUUCAAUUAAAUUUUGGAACAAAAGCAAACGCUGUACGAGGACUAACUAACUAUUGCCGUAAGGAGUAAAUGGCAAAUUUUGUGAUUUCUGAAUAAACCGCAAAUGAAAGUAGCGGAAGCACAAAUUAUACGGUGUGUGAACUAACCACAUUGCUAGAAAGAACUCCUUAUGCAGACGAGUAUCACAUAUGCAGCCAAGCGGGUGCGUUGGUGUGCAUAGCCAUACAAAACAUAUUGCAGGCGGAGAAGCAACGAGGUGGCAAAGAGUUGUUCGUUUUUAUACUUGAGAGCGUAUAUAUACUUUUGGGUUACCAAGUUUGAAUGCAAGCACACAACGUACAUACGUAUGUAUGUAUGUAUGUAUGUAUGUAGAUAAAUGUUUAUUUACAAAAUGAGGAAAGCUCGCAUUUCAAGUUAGUAAAAAAGCCAGUAUUUGAAUUUCGGAAGUGCAAAGCCAAAAAGUAACUUUGAUUGUUGUGCGACUUUUUGUUAAGUACAAGUAUUGUGGUUGUGGCAGAAGAGCUGAGAUGAAGAUAAAGGCAGUGCCGUAUGCUGUAUAUGAGUACAAAGUACAUAUAUGAUGGAACGGCGAGAGAGCAAAUGAAGUAAGUUUGUAGAGCAAAUUGCCUUCUAGCAGUAGCAGGAAUCACAAAUAUAAACUGUGCUACAUACAGAUGUAUAAAUGUAAUAUGAAAGUCAGAGAGGCGUACAGGGCGUAUGUGAAACUUAAUACAGAAAGUGAAGAAGCAUGUACUUGAAAGAGAUAUGCAUGUAUGUAUGUGUGAUUAUGAAAAUUCAAAGCCCUUUGGCAAUGCGAAGUAUCUCCAGCAAACAUGAACAUAAUAAAAUAUGUGUAACUUUACCUGAGCCACUGGUGUGCAAAAUUUAAUAACGACAGUUGAAAUAACGAGCUAAAAAUAACAAAAACAAAGUAAUACUUCCACACACACACACACGCCAACCGGCAUACACCCCCACGUUCAUCGGCCGACGCGCCUAUUUAUCCACAAAUUGUGCACAGUAUGGAGCAAUUUAUGCGCGAAUAUGCCGUGCGGAGCAUCCUGCCACAUCUGCACACCUCCGGUGGCGGUGCGGUGCAGCGUUACGUACGCUAUGCAUUAAACUCGGCUAUCGCGAAUAGCCGCAGUAGCAGCAGCAGCGGCAACGACAGCCUACUCACCGCCGGCGAACUGGACGCCUACAGUGCCGAGAGCAGCAGCGACUAUUACUUUAUCACAUCAGCAUCCGAUGCCCAGCAAUUGCAUAACGACAGUGAAAGUGUCAUAGCUGCAGCGCCCGUGACAUCCGCUGAACUUAUGUCGCAGCGGCUGACCUACAACGAAAGCAGCAAUGAUGCCGCCGCCGGAAGCCCAUCCGUACUGGUCUUAUCAUCGGUCAAAAUGACAAUGAAAAAUGUAGUCAAUUUUGCUAGCACCACAGCUUCAGCGGCAGCGGCAGCGGCAUCUACAGCCAUAGAUGCAGCCACAGACGUGGAGUUUGAUGAGGCGUAUGGCUUUGACGAUAUUAAUAUAACCAGCAUUAUCUGUGAUGAUGAUACAGCGCAGAAUAGCACCGAGGAGGUAUCGGCGCUGUCGACUGUCUACUUUAAAACCGCCGUCUAUCUGAUGUACAUUCCGAUUUUUGUGUUUGCGCUGCUGGGAAAUGGUACUGUGUGCUAUAUUGUGCAGUCGACACCACGCAUGCGCACCGUUACAAAUUAUUUCAUAGCCAAUUUGGCUGUGGGUGAUAUACUGAUGUCGCUAUUUUGCGUGCCCUUUUCGUUUGUUUCGAUUUUCAUUUUGAAUCAUUGGCCUUUCGGCACAGUGCUGUGCAAUCUGGUCAAUUACUCACAGGCGGUGUCUGUGCUGGUGAGCGCUUAUACGUUGGUCGCAAUUAGUAUCGAUCGAUAUAUUGCGAUAAUGUGGCCGCUGCGACCGCGAAUAACGAAAAGGCUUGCAAAGUUCAUCAUAGCUGGAGUUUGGUUCAUUGCCUUGGCCACGGCGGUGCCCAUACUCAUCGUAUCCAAGUUGACACAGCCGGAGCGCUGGUUUGUCGAGUGUCAGCGAUACAUUUGUCGCGAGGAGUGGCCGUCCAAUGAACAAAACUACUACUACACUUUGGCGCUGCUAACACUGCAGUUCCUCGUCCCUUUGACCGUGCUCGUCUUCACCUACACACGCAUCGCCUGCGCCGUUUGGGGCAAACGACCGCCUGGCGAGGCAGAGAACUCACGCGAUCAACGGAUGGCACGCUCAAAGCGAAAGGUCAUUGAGCGCACCUCAGCUACCGCGACUAUCCUCGACCGCCUACCAUCAAUUGGCCAGCAGGCAUUGCUUGCCUACUUUGCGUUUACUGCGCGCGGCGUUGUUGUUGCUGCCAGCUCAGCGAUAUGGCAAAUCAGCGAAUCUUCACGUUUGCAUGCGAAGUGUGACAACUUGAAAGCCGUAAAUCCGCAUUGCAGCUUUGCCAACAACAGCCGCAUCUCCCCCACUACUACCACCUUCCGCACACAAACUGGUACCGCAGUCGAAGCCGCAAGACAGAAAAUUGCGUGUGGCAAACGAUG